UGCAGGAUGGCUCAUCAGCAGAACAGACUGUUUCCUCAGCCACUGCUCAAAGCUUUCAGUGUUCUGAUCUUCAUCGUUCUCCUAAAGGAUGUCUGUAAUGGUCAGCCUCAGUUGAUUGGUCCAUCUCAGGUCCUGGUGGCAAGAGCUGGUGAUGAUGUCAUUUUGCCAUGUCAUCUGGAACCUGCAUACGAUGUUUCUACAAAGACACUGGAGUGGACAAGAUCUUCACUUGACCCCAGAUUUGUCUAUGUUUCACGUGCCAAUCAGGAACUCGAAAAAUUAAAACAUCCUUCUUUCAAAGGAAGGACAUCAUUGUUUGUUGAUGAACUCAAGUAUGGAAAUAUUUCACUGAAAAUCUCCAAAGUGAAAUUUACCGAUACAGGGACAUACAAAUGCUAUAUUCCAGAUUUGAAAAAAGAAGCUUUAGUCAAGCUAGUUGUUGCAUCAGAUACUGCCACCUCACCUGUCAUCAGUUUAUCAGGGAUUGACAAAAACAGAGGAGGAGUGGUGUUACAGUGUGAGUCUGCAGGCUGGUAUCCAGAGCCUGAGCUGCUGUGGUUGGACGGUGAGGGAAACCUCCUCUCUGCUGGACCUACAGAGACCCUCAGAGGUCCUGAUGACCUCUAUACUGUCAGCAGCAGAGUGACUGUGGAGAAGAGACACAGCAACAACAUCACCUGCAGAGUCCAACAGAAGCAAAUCAGCCAGAGCAGAGAGACACACAUACAUGUUCCAGGGGAUUUCUUUGAGAUCCCGUCCAGUUCUUCUGCUGUCAUCAUCGGUUUGGCUGUUAGUUUGGCUCUUUGCAUCACGCUGUUAAUUUUAUCAGCUGUUGUUCUUUUACGUAGAAAGAGGAAACACAUGAUGAAGAACAACAGAAGACCAAAGGAUCAGACUGACUCAGGAGAUGCUAAAGAUCCUCUGAGGAACAGAGAGGGAGAGCAUCUCAAUAGCAGCAGCUCUUCUAUCAACACUAAGAAGCAGACAUGCUUGCCAAUAACUUCAAGGAGGAAACUCCUGGAGGAACAAGGGAGGAGGGAGAAAGCUGAAAAGAACCUGGAGAACAUUAAAGCAAAGAUGAUCAAAUCUGAGAUGGAGAAGACUGGAUUCAUUCAGAAGCUGAUGGAGACACUUCUUACACUGGACUCAAAGCUCAGCAUCUCUCAGCACACAGAGAUCAUCGUAUCUGAGAACGAGAAGGAUGAAAUCAUUCAGAAGCUGAUGGAAACGUUUCCUACACUGGAAUCAAAGAUGUGUAAAGCUCAGGUGAAGAGCAGAGGACAUCAUUACUAA
Molecule: messenger RNA, 1293 nt
Organism: Neolamprologus brichardi
Lineage: Eukaryota; Metazoa; Chordata; Actinopteri; Cichliformes; Cichlidae
Source: RefSeq, a predicted model, not a curated record